CAGCGGCGGCGGCAGCGGGGCUGCUGCUCCUCCCAGCAUCCCUGGCGCGGCCAUUUCAGCCCCAUCUUGGCCGAGGGGAGGGAGCUGCAGCCGCCGCUUCAGCAGUUUGAAUUUCAGUUUCUACAGGGCCUGCGAACCGGGCGCACCGAGGAAGAGUCGAAGAAGCUACCGCAGCUACCUCACACAGCCGGCGCGCCGUCGCUUGCCGGCCUGCCGGCCGCCGCCCCUCACUCUCUCAGGAGCCGCGAGGGGAAGGCCGAGACCGCCGCCACCGCCCGCCCGCGGGGGUGGCUCCCCCUGUAUAGGGGAGGACCGAGCCGGCUUUCCCCUCCCCCGGAGCAGGUUUCCGCCUGAGACAGUCGACAUGUCCCUGGGACUGAGCUCCGGCUAGAGCCGGGGAGGGAGGGCCGCCCGCCCGCAGCUCCUGGCUGAAUCAGGAAUCCCUGGCUCCGGACUCGCCACUCCUACUCCUGCUUCCCUCGGCGUCCGAAAGCCCGGAGCUGACGCCGGCACUGGUUCGAAGAGCCGGAGCGGGGCAGCACCGCCCCUCACGCCGCCGCCGCCUCCCCUUCUCCCUCCCACUCCCACCCCCAGCCUAGGCCUGCUGACCGCGCGGAGCUGGAUUGACCACGGCGGCCCGAAGACGCGAGGAGGAAGCAGCCGACCCGCCCCUGGGAUAGUGCUCUCGCCGCCACUGUGGGGAUUGAAUUGAGGCGCCUCGACUGCGGGAGGCGAGAAGGAAGGAGGAGCCGCCGCACGAGUGAGACGGGGGCAGAGCCGUAGAGACCGACUCGGAUAAGGAAACGGGAGGAGGAUGUCUCACGGAGCGGCCGGCGCCCGGAUCAGCCCGUGACUCUUAGAGCGGCGGGCCUCAGACCCCAGCACGGACGUGGACUUUGUCUUUGGGGGCCAGUGUUCUGCCCUUCCUGGUUUCUGGCAAGAUCGCGGAGGAGCCGGGUGCCUCUCUGCCCUUCCAGCCUUCCUCACCAUGUCCAAGAUGCCGGCCAAGAAGAAGAGCUGCUUCCAGAUCACCAGUGUCACUACGGCCCAGGUGGCUACUAGCAUCACCGAGGACACCGAGAGCCUGGACGACCCGGAUGAGUCACGCACGGAGGACGUUUCUUCCGAGAUAUUCGACGUUUCUCGGGCCACGGAUUACGGCCCCGAGGAGGUCUGCGAGCGCAGCUCCUCCGAAGAGACGCUCAACAAUGUUGGGGAUGCGGAGACUCCCGGAACCGUCUCCCCCAACCUCCUCCUGGACGGACAGCUGGCGGCCGCUACAGCCGCUCCGGCCAACGGAGGAGGAGCCGUUUCGGCCCGGAGCGUGGCCGGGGUGCUGGCCAGCACCCUGUCGCCGGCCGCCACCUCAGUCCCCUCCUCGGGGGCCCCCGGCGCCCCCCCGGUCACAGGCCCGUCCGCCACGCCAGGAACUGCCGCCUCAUCACAGCCCCCCACCACUUGUAGUUCGCGUUUUCGCGUGAUCAAGCUGGAUCACGGCAGCGGGGAGCCAUAUAGACGCGGCCGAUGGACGUGUAUGGAAUACUAUGAGCGGGAUUCCGAUAGCAGCGUCCUGACCCGGUCCGGGGAUUGCAUUAGGCACAGCAAUACUUUUGACCAGACUGCGGAGCGAGACAGCGGCCUGGGCGCCACCGGAGGGUCGGUGGUGGUGGUGGUGGCCUCCAUGCCGGGCGCGCAUGGGCCCGACUCGGGAACUGACAGCUCCUUGACUGCUGUGUCACAGCUACCCCAGUCGGAGAAAAUGAGCCAACCCGCCCCGGCCCCGCCGCAGAGUUUUGGCGUUGGGCAGCCGCAGCCGCCGCCGCCGCCCGUAGGUGGGGCUGUGGCUCCAAGCUCGGCUUCGUUGCCGCUGUUCCCGGGAGCCGCGGCCGGGCCGCCGCAGAGGUUGGCAGCCCCGCCGCCCAGCCAGGCCCAGGGCGCCGGGCCCCCGGGGCCCAACGGACAGGGCCUGCCGCUGACGAAUGUAACCUUGGCGCAGCCCGGCCUUGCCGUGGGCGCUGCCACCGCGCCCCCGCCCCAGCAGUUCGCGUAUUCUCAGCCUCAGAUGCCGCCGGGCCAUCUGCUGCCCGUCCCGCCCGCCGCCCAGAGUGAGUACCUGCAGCCGCACGUGGCCGGCCUGCAGCCGCCCAGCCCGGCGCAGCCCUCUUCCGCGGGCGCAGCAGCGGGUCUCGCCGCGGCCGCCGGUCUCCCCGCGGGCACCGGCCAGAACGCCGCCUCCACUGGCGCGCAGAUGAUGGGUGCGCCCUCCUUGCCCGGAGAAGCGGUGGCCCCUGGGCCGGGCCCCGCGCCCGGAGGACCGGCCGCGCCGGGUCAACCGGCCGGAGUGCCCGCGGUUGCCGUGGGAGGCACGGCGCCGUCGGGCCUGGUUCCCGCCGGGGUCGGGCAGCCGCAGGCCGCGCUUCCGCCGCAGAUGAGUGGUAGCGGCGCGCCGUCGGUCGUGCCCAGCGGCCCUCUCGCCGUGGUGCCCGGAGUUGCCAACGUGCCUGCAGCCGCGCCCGCUCCCAGCGUGCCUAGUGUGUCGACGACUUCUGUUACUAUGCCAAAUGUUCCCGCGCCCCUGGGCCAGGCGCCGCAGCUUUGCAGCCAGCCUCCGGUCAGCAGGAGUGGCGGCAGCAUCCAGCACGUGGGGCUGCCCUUAGCGCCCGGCACAGCCAGUGCCCCGACGAGUCUACCGCAGUCUGACCUGAGCCAGUUUCAGACUCAGACCCAGCCUUUAGUCGGGCAAGUUGACGAUACUAGAAGAAAAUCAGAACCCCUACCUCAACCACCACUUUCUCUCAUUGCUGAAAAUAAGCCUGUUGUGAAGCCUCCUGUUGCAGAUGCCCUGGCAAACCCCCUUCAGUUAACACCCAUGAACAGUCUCGCCACCUCUGUAUUCAGCAUAGCUAUUCCUGUUGAUGGUGAUGAAGACAGGAAUCCUUCAACUGCUUUCUACCAAGCGUUCCAUUUGAACACGGUUCAGGAAUCAAAGAACCUCUGGGAUAGUGCAUCUGGGGGAGGUGGUGUAGCCAUUGACAACAAAAUAGAACAAGCAAUGGAUCUGGUGAAAAGCCAUUUGAUGUAUGCAGUAAGAGAAGAAGUGGAAGUUCUAAAGGAACAAAUAAAAGAAUUAGUUGAAAGAAACUCUUUACUUGAACGAGAAAAUGCACUGUUAAAAUCUCUUUCAAACAAUGAUCAGUUAUCCCAACUCCCAGCCCAACAGGCCAAUCCUGGUAGCACUUCUCAACAGCAAGCAGUGAUAGCACAGCCUCCGCAGCCAACGCAACCUCCACAGCAGCCGAAUGUCUCCUCAGCAUAAAGCUUUCUUGCCUCAUUAAGAAAAAAACUGAAAGCAAUCUAUCCUUGUGUGCCACUGGUGUUCUUUCCACUUUAUACGAAAGCAAGUAGCCAUGCUUCAGUUGUGUGUUUGGCCCUUUCAGUAUUAGACAAUCAUUCUACAAGAGCUUUUCCUCUCUUUGAGAUGUCAUGCAGCGCUGUUGGUGUCCAAUUUCUGUCAUCAGUACACAAGGAGAGUAAUAGAUGAGGUGUAUUAAAGUGAGCAGAGUUUGCAUUUUACCUGGUGCGCACGAGUGGGGUCUUUUCAGAGCUUUGGUGGCUCUCCCGUGUUUCCUAUUACCCAUGGAUUUUCCCUGAGCCUUCCUAUCACAUUAUAAAUAACAGUUCAUCUAAAGAGCCACUUUUCUUUCAAUAUCAGUAACAUUUGCCUACGUAAGUUUUCAUUUAUUUGUGUUUUAUUUAUUACAGGGCUGCUAUUUUCAUAAUGUACAUGAACAAUGUCACAGAACUUUUUUAAUUUUUUGGAAUAAUUAUAAGUAUCAGUAAAGGAAUUGAAAGACAGGAUUGCAUUUAAUAGAUAAAAUGUUUAGGCAAUAAUUGAACAAAAGAAUCCUGGCAUAUUUCUAACACUAAUGGCAAUUUACCUUCGGUAUUUAUUUUCAGUAGUAAAGACCCAGCUUGAAUGUAAAUUUUGUAUAGUGUAAGUAUGAAGAACAUAGUGCAACUGUACAGGUAGUCACCAGUUAUUGUGAUAUAAUAAAUAAUUGGGCUAUUUUGAUGAAGAAAACUUUGUUCAUUUGUUUCUACUUUCUAAUAGAGAAAUUGCCACGAUUCCUCUGCUUUUUGACAUUUCGUAUGACUUUUUUCGGGUGGGAAUAAAAAGCUGUGAAAUUGUUCAACCUACUUUGUAACCAAAGAAGCAAAGCUGUGUAAUGGAGUUUUUUUUUUUUUUUUUUUAUAAUGCACAUUCUUUAUGUAUUUUUAUUUAGUGUUUUCUCGGUCACAAUUUUCUUUGCUGUCUAGCAUGAUCUGCAUGACCUAUAAUCUUUGAACCACUUUCGUACCUCAUGUUUUUAUCCAGCACUCUUAUUGUAAUAUGUACUAGUCUGUGAACAAUGUCAAAUAAAAAAGAACGAACAGGUAGUGUGGUGGAGCUGAGCUAGUGUAUUAUACACUAGUUGUAAAAAUAAAAAUGAAGUGAGCCAUCUUUUGUUCAUUUAAAAUGGUGUUUUGAAUUUCGUAUGCAGAAAACGUUUUGUUACAUUGCAGAUUUUAAUGUAUUUAAUAAAUGCAACAUGCAGAUUAAGUGCAGUGUAUACUGAGUAUUUAAAUUAAAAUGUACAUUUCAUAAAUACAGUUUCAAGAGAAAGCAUCAUUUUGUGUAUACUAACACAUUAAGUAUGUCAGAAAUUGAUGUAUAAAUAUAUAUUUUAACACAUUUUCUGAAAUUAAACUGCAGUUUUGUUGAAAUAUUUGGCUCUAUAUGUGUUCAAAAUUUAAUUUGAUUAGAUUUGUAUUUUCACAGUUCCAAAUAUUCCUUCAAUGAAAACCUGUUACUAAUGACUUAAGGAUGGUUCUUAAAUCUUCAAGGUAAAAUAACUUAAAGAAUGCAAGAACAGUGAGCAAUAUCUGUACUCGAUACUCAUGUCAAUGACAUUUAAGUAGGAAAUCCUUGUCUACCAAAACUUUUACUUGAAUUCAGAAAGGUGCCUGUAGAAAUUAAGAUGCUCUAUAUCUAUAGCCAACUAGCUAAUCAGGAGUUACUGAGAAUCAAUAAUUAGCUCUCUGCAUUAAAAGAAGAUAAAUGUUCUUUAUUUAAAAUAAAAACUUAAGCCACAAACUAAAUGCAUAAAAUCAGAGUGUACAUGGUACUUCCAAUUAUUUUAUAUUCUAGUUAUGCUGCAGGAUAUAUUCACUAAAAACAGAAUUUUAAUGUUAAUAGAAAUAACUAAAGGAACUUAAGUCCUUAGGCUUGAAGCAACCCGAAGAUAUGGAGUAAGAUUGCUAAGUAGAGCUGUAUCAGAUGAGCUAGAAAGUGAAACUUCCUUGUUGGAAUGUUUACCAAAAGGCUCUCUGGGUGUGCCCCUGAAGUGCGAACAGUAUAUUUAAUACAGGUGGAGAAAAACUAGCAUUAGAAAAAGUUGGGAUUUUUCGGAAAAUGUCGAUUUUGGUGUUGGGAGUAGAAAAACACUAUAAUUCCUAAGUAAUAGUCACAAAGGAAAUGAUUCAUAUGUUUAAAAUGGUAAUUAAAAGCAAUUAUUACUAUUACAUUUUUUAAAAAUCACAGUAAAAUACAUGUAUAGUUCACAGAAGAAAUAAAUGGCAGUUUCUAAGUGUUCAACCUCUAGUAAUCUAAGAAAUACAAAUUAAUAUUUAACAAAAUUAUUUGUCUUUAAGUAGCAGGACCUAAUGUAGAAAGGCAAGCUUCCUGUGAAUGUCUAAAAAGUAAGUUGGCAAAAAUGUAGUGAGCCUUAACAAACUUUUCAGUUUAAUGACGUGAGAAGAUAACUAAUGGUGCCAUGUUCAAAAAUGCGAAACUAUAGUAGUGCCUGUCGUUCGCUUCCCAACUCCCUGCCUUCCCUUUGGACCUGUGAAGGAAGCCUGUACCAUCCAUACCUAGUCUCAUGAGUCCCUCACUGCAAAGUCAGGGACAACUUAGGGUGGAAAAGCUAUAUGCUUGUUUGCAUCAGAUAGACUGUAUUUUAAAGCAACAUCAGCCAUUCCUCCAGUUGAUUAAAUCUUUAAAUUUCAGUGUUACCUCUGAUAUUUAGGGUCUCCAGUUAAACAUAGCUGGAAUAUUAAUUUACUAAGAUGCCAGUUUAGAAGCACAUUCUUUGUAUGAAUGCCAUCUGUAAUUUUCUCAGUGAAAUGCUCAUAGGCCAGGGUACCACAGACGUUUUCUGUUUAUUUAGUCAACUGCAAAAUCAGGACAUUUUGUUUCUGAUACGGCAGUGUGUACAAACUUUAUUGCCCCCCCCCCCCCAAAAUUAGGUAGCUACAAUGUGAUUUUAUAGCUUACUAUACCACCCCCAAAAAAAGGGGUUGUGAAAUAUAAAAUACAUGGUUAUUUUAACUCAUAAUUUUUUGUCCAAAAAUAGCUGGAUAUUGCCAUUUCUAUUUCCAGUGUUCUGAACUAAGCAUAACAAGUAUAAAGACACAAAUGCUUUAUCAUCAAGCCCUCAAUGAUGGAUAAUUAAAACUCAUUAUUCUGUCAUGGGUCAGAGAUGAGGGUAUUUCUCCAAGUUCCAAACACUAGUCACUUCUGGACCUUUAAAAAAAAAAAAAACAUGGAAGGGGGAAAAGGGGUGCAGUGUACUUAAGAUUAUAGUAACCAAAAUAUCUGUUCAUGAAAAUUCUUUGUAGAACCAGAAUUAAAAUAUCACUGGGUUUUCUGGAAGCAAAUUUUUAAGAUGAAGUUUUUUGUUUUUUUUUUUUAAGGAAGUUACAGCUCAAUGGCAGGCACUUUAUGAUGUGACUCAAUUCUCUUUAAUAACUGAAUUCAAUUGAAAAGGACAAAGCCCACCCCUCAACAUUCAGAGUUUAAGGAUAUAGACAAACCAAGAGAUAAAAUGACAAUAAUAAAGAUCUGUUAUGCACCAUCAAGGAUGGCUUUGUUAGGGAAGAUUUCCUCAUACAGGUGACACCUGAGUCUUGAAGUUCACAAAAGAAAAACAGUGUUCAAAGGAGAGUAUAAGCAAGGCUUGGGUAGCUACAGAACUGUUGUUUCCUAGGAGGCAGGCAGUCAAUGACUGCCUCACUCACCUGGGUAGUCUGGCAUUGAUUAGGAAAGCAGGAAUGAUUUAGUGAAUUUAAGCAAUGCGAUUGUAAUUAGAAUUUCAUUUCAGGAAAAUUAAUCAUUCCAGCAGUACAUAAGAGGUCAUUGAGGGGUAAAACUAGAAGCUGACAGAUAAUUUAGGAAGGACAAUAGUAUUAUGUAAAAGAAAUGAUGGAUAGGCAAAAUUACAUAGGCAAUCUUCUGACAUUCGUGAAGGAAGUUGGUCGUGAGUCUUUCUGUGUCAUCUUUUCCUCCAUGAUGAACAUUCCAUUCCCAGCAUCAGGUGCUUCUUGCUCCAAGGAAAGAUCAAAGAGAACUCUAAGUCUUAGAAAGUUUGAGUAAGACUUUUGCUUCCCUAUAUCUCUAUGAAAUGAAAGGCUUUGUUUCCUGUUUAAGGAAUUUCAAGAAUUUAAGUAAAGGGUAGGGGGGACUAGACGAGCCUUGGCUGUCUUUUCAUGCCUUUGUGUAAAUCCAGUCCUAAAGGUAAGCCAGAUUUAGCCCUUUUAUAGUGACUAGGGAUUAGAGUGGCCCAGAAGGAUGAAUUCAAGGUCUGCCCCUCAGAGCUCUCUUUUCCUCCCCAGAAAGGAUAAUAUGGGUUCUACCUCCAUUGCAGACAUUUGACAACCCAAAUCAGAAUGGGUUCUGCUAGGCUGUAGCCUUUCGUUCUUUGACACAGUUCAGUUCAGGUUUCUUUCUGCCCAAUGAGCCCCUGCCUAAGCAAAACUGGACAUUUUCUUCCACUUCCUCCUGGCUAGUAAUCCGUGUUUCUAUAUUCUAGCAAUACUAAUAGUUUAUUAUUUAGAGAUGUAUAUUUGCAUCCUAUUUUUUCCCUUUUUGACUUUCCAGAAUGCAUUCCAGUUUCAUUUAUUUCUCUAGCAGGUCUCAGAAUUUUUAUGGUAAGAUCAGCUCUUUAUAAGCAUGUAUUCCUUUCAUCAGUAGAGAGAUUCUUAUAAAAGUGCUUCUUAAUGAUUUCCUUAGUAGUCUGCAAUUGGACUGACGUGUUCACAAAUAAAAAUGCUAAGCGGGGCACUAUACAAAGAAAGUUAAAGGCCUUAGAUGUCCUUUUUGUUUUUAACAGAAUCAUCAAAAAUAAAAGUAAGACAGCCUUUCAGGAUUGAUAAUGGUAAAGUAAGCUGCUAUUUUGCACUGGCACAAUCUACUUGACUCAUAGAACUUGUUCAAAAUUCUUGGAUCGUGUGAGUUAGAUUUAUUUUUCCUUCUCCUCAUCAGGGAAACUGAUAGAUUAAAUAGUUUGGGGAAUUUUCCCAAGGUCUAAUGUCUUACGUUGAGCUAUUAAAUAGAGCAUUGAAGUUUAUGAACUAAGGUAUUACCCAUGAGAGCCAAAGUUACUCCUCUGAAAGAAGGAAAAGGUGUGCUAACUUUGAUCAUAAAAAUAGCUGAAUUUUAAAAUAUAGCAAAUGUAACACUUUUGCUUUCUCAUAAAAAGUUGAAUUUACCUUUUUAAUUCAUUCUUUUGCAUGCCUGAUAUAUUUCUGUAUAACAACCAUAAAGUAUGCUUGCCCACUUUAAUUCAGAAUGUUUUCCAAAGCUCAGUUCUUGCUGUCAUUUAGCAGACAAGCAGUGUAUCUAUAGAUAGAUCAUACCUGAGGCAGUCCAUGAACAGCAAGGGAACAUUUUUCUCACGCUUGGGUGUGAACUGUCAGGUCAGUGUUUAAUUCUAGUGUUCCUACGUUAAGAAAACAAUAAAAAUUCACAAAAUAUAUAUAAUUUAAUCAGGUGGCAGAUGGACAGAAAAAAAUAUGCAUAACUUUGUUACGCCCCUAAAUUUUUUUUUAGAAACUUGAGUUUUGUUUUUUUAUUUUAUAGGAACACUCUUGAAAUGCAAUUCAAUUCUAGUUCAAGUCAGGCACUGCCUGCAACCUGAAUGGAACGUUUGGGAGUAGAAAAAUGAGGCAUGAUUUAAACACUUCAGGAGUUCAUGGUCCAAUGUAAAAAGCUAGAGCAUCAUGUUGUUUUUCAAAGUAUAUCUCAUGAUUUGUGGACCUCAUUUCAUUUGUGGAAUGAAACAUUCUUAUAAAUGAACAGUAAUAGUGCCAUGCCAUGUGAAACCCUUUGACAUUACCAGCAAACAACUUGAAAUCACCAAAAAGCUUUAACAUCAAAUACUUCUAGAAAAAGGGGGCCUGGCGAAAAGAUCUUCCAUCUCUAUAUUUAGCCUGCAAGGUAUCCCCUAAGAAAGGAACUAGUCUGAAAGAGAAGUUUACACAUUUCUUAAUACUCUAGUUUGUAGAUAACAAUUGAUUUAAAUAAAAAUAAUUCUUGCAUCAUGAAUUAUAUCAUCUAUUGUCUCAUAAACAACACAUUCAUUAUUUUCGCUGGCAAAAUCAGCUACCAUUCAGUGAACCAAGUUAAUAAUAACUCAGGUACCUAAUACCAAAAUUAAAUCUGAUAAAGCUGAGAAUCCAGAAAGAAACACAUAUUGAGUAAAUGAUAAAAGUGACAUUUCAAAUCAAUAAGCGAAGAAUGGAUUAUUCAGCAAAUAGUACUAAGACAGCAUAACCUUUUGGUAAAAAAUAAUUUUAGAUCUCUAACUCACAAAAAUUAAUUCCAGCAGGACUCACGCUCUUUGGUCACAUACACAUAUUUAGAAAUAUCCCUGUGAAAAUGUACAUAAGAAGUUUUGCAAGUAGGUUGUGAAGAGAUGCCCAACUUUAGACAAAUAAGGGGAAUGCACAUUAAAACACGAGAGACUAUCUCAGAUCCAGUUGGCAAAAUAUUUAAAAUAUAAAUCAAGAGUGUGAGGAAACAGAAUUCCUACCUUACUACAGAGCAUAUAAAUUAGCACAGCCACUUCUAAAGACAACCGAAUGGUAUCCAUUACAAUUUUAAAUUCACAUGCCAAUAUUUCUAAUUUUUAGUGAAACACAUUUUACAUACGUUUAUUCAUAAUGUAGCUUCUACGGUGAUGUCUGUUGUUCCUUUGGUUGUAACUAUAAAACUGGAAAAACCAAAAUAUGCAUCUAGGGAAUGGAGCAUGGUACGUGUUAUACAUGGUACAUGUUAUAGAUCACUAGGAGUCAGUGAAAAAGAAUCGAGAGUCCUACAUGCACUGACAUGGAAAGAUCUCUUAAGAUACAAUGUUAAGUUUUUUAAAAGUUUAGGGGAAAAUGGAUAAUACAUGAAAUACACAUGGUACCACUGAUGUUAAAACACAUACCACACCCAUUCACACAAAUACUGUAUAGUGUACAUCUUAAGUACCUAAUUGUGUAUUAUAAAAAUGUAUAGAGAAGGUCUGGAAGGGUACUAACCAAACUGUUCACAGUAGUUUGGUGGAGUGCAUUAGCUUUACCUGUAAUGUUUGAUGUUUUUGAGUAUGCAUUCAUGUAUUGUUUGUGUAAUGGACCAAUUAAUAAAUUAGAAAUAAAAUAAAAUAGAAGA
Messenger RNA from Bubalus bubalis (water buffalo), 10471 nucleotides. RefSeq names its product TSC22 domain family member 2 (gene TSC22D2). The record is from RefSeq and is a predicted model, not a curated record. NCBI's taxonomy places the organism in Eukaryota, Metazoa, Chordata, Mammalia, Artiodactyla, Bovidae. Bases 989 to 3316 code for a protein of 775 amino acids. The transcript has 4 exons. Gene Ontology annotation, biological process: regulation of transcription by RNA polymerase II.